GAUGUCAUUUGAAAACUUAACGCACUCCCCCAAGUCAGAGGCGCCGAUUUGUUCAUUUUGUUUCAUGUUCUUCCCUAUGUAGUUUCUCCAAUGCAUCGCGAAUCACUGCACGACCCUGAGGUGUUCCAAUAAUUUAACGAAAGCUGCAGAUUUGCUGUCGAAACGAAUAGGAACUAAGGGAUUUGGAGACUGGACAUAGAACCAAACAGCCCCUUCUCUGUGGGCGAGCGCGUGAACUUUUAUUGGAACUGCAAAAAUGAAUCGGAGUUUUAAUAAAUCACAAUCUUCCCUGCAAUACUUAAAUUGCACCGCGGUUGAAGUGAAAAGCAAGUAUGGCGCGGAGUUCCGGCGGUUCUCUGUGGACCGUUUCAAACCGGGGAAGUUUGAGGAGUUCUAUAAGCUCAUCAUGCACGUCCACCGCAUCGCCAACAUGGAGGUCAUGAUUGGCUACGCCGACGUCCACGGCGACCUGCUGCCAAUUAACAACGACGACAACUUCUGCAAGGCGGUGUCUACAGCCCACCCGCUGCUCCGGGUGUUCAUACAGAGACAAGAGGAGGUUGACUACAGCAGUUAUGGGACCCACUCUCUGACCCGGAAGAAGAAGGCUGUGGUGACGCUGCGGAAUGAUGUCAACAGGAAGCGCCCUCACAUCCGCAUCGGAAUGCCGCAGGACUUCCGGCCCGUCUCCUCCAUCAUCGACGUCGACAUCCUGCCAGAGUCCCACCGCCGCGUGCGCCUCUACCGGCACGGCUCCGACAAACCCCUGGGGUUCUACAUUCGGGACGGUACCAGCGUACGGGUGACGCCCCACGGCCUGGAGAAGGUGCCCGGGAUCUUCAUCUCCCGCAUGGUGCCGGGAGGUCUGGCCGAGAGCACGGGCCUCCUGGCCGUCAACGACGAGGUACUGGAGGUCAACGGCAUCGAGGUAACGGGCAAGACGCUGGACCAGGUGACCGACAUGAUGAUCGCCAACAGCCACAACCUGAUUGUCACGGUGAAGCCGGUGAACCAGCGGAACAACGUGGUGCGGGCCAGCCGGAUCUCGGGCAGCUCCGGUCAGUCGUCGGACAGCAGUGGCUCCAGCGGCUAUCCCAGCCUGUCCACCGCCGCGGCGCCUAGCGCGCAUGGCUACCCCGACGAGCUGGAGAGCGACGAAGAGUCGGACAUUGUCAUCGAGAGCAGCCUCAAGCGGCCGUCGCGGCGCUCCAACGCGUCGGUGGCGUCCGUGGCGUCGAACGCGUCCCGCUCCCACGCCCAAGCCCCUCCCCCGGCCCCAGUAGACUCCCCCGGCCCCCCUCCCCGACCACCGUCCGUGGUGUCCACUGUGUCGUUCCACUCUCAGCCCAGCCUUAACAGCCUGUCCAAUCAUGGCAGCCUCAGCUACAAGCUGCACAGGGACCUGAAUCUCCAGCACUCCCAGUACCAGGUCCAGCCCCUUCAGCACCACCAACCCCAGCACCACAGCAGCCACCCUGCCCUGCGGGAGAGCAACGGCAGCCUGCACAAAAUCCUCAGCACCAUGAGGACGGACCCUCGACACAGCCUGGCCCUUCCACGGGGAGGGGUGGAGGAAGACGGCACAGUCAUCACUCUAUAGUACACGGCCAACACGCACGCACUCAAACACUGGACGUGAGCUGGAGCGUCGCCAGUCCGGUAUAUCCACCACGAGAGUGAACCAUGUUCCUCGAACCUACUCAUUUUGUAAUUCUUUUUUUUUUAAGACAAAUAAUCCAGGAAACGAGGCAAAUUGAUUCUGUUCCGUGUUUUUAAUGUUUUCUAUAUUGUGAAUGAGCAUUGUGGGGCAUGUGAUUAUUUCAGGCGAGUCCACUGUAUUUUAUAGUCCUGAUGUAAUUUACAUGAGAUCCUUUUGUGACCACUUUUAACCUGAACCUUUGUAUCCUUCUUGGGACCAACUUUUGUUUAUUAAGGGUUUUUAUGAACAAUUCUGUUUCAGUGCAACGCCUGCCUGUGUUCACGGAGUCUUAUUAACUGUGGAUUUUCAUCAAUGAUCUGUAACUACUACAAUAAAUUAUUCUAAGCUUUAACCUUGAUAAGUGUUGGAUUACCACAUAGUACCAAAACCAUGACUUACCUUACCAACAGUCAUUUAUACCUAGUAUGCUUUGAACUGCAAUCAAGGAAUAUUUUCUAAACUGAACACUGUCUUUAAAUCCUCUUCCCUGACGGUCGUCUGUUUGUGGACCCCGUAUAAUGGACUCUGGGAAUUCAACAUGGUGUCUGGAAAAAGCCAAUAGCCGACGAUCCCCCAUCUCACUUCACUGCUAAUGAACUCUUUUCUCUAGUGUUUACUCUAGAUGCCUAAGCUUAGAACCAUGUUAAUUACAGAAGGCAGGGGAUGUGAUACCUGCUGCUUUUAGUUGGCCGGACUGCCGUGAGAUGAUUACACCUGAGUCGGCUUGACUUCACUCGUUCACUUUCCUACACUGUAUUGGGCACAGAAAUCCAUGAAUGGAUCCAAGUGGUACUUUGGUUUACAAGCACAAUCUAUCCAUCCAUCUACGUUAUGGUUAACAUUCAUAGAGUAAAUGGAUGUGGGACACCACACUUAUUCAAAUUGUAGUUCCAGGGUUUCAAACUGUCAAAGUUUGCAAAGUUAGUGUUUUGUCUGAAGACCAGAUUUUCUUUAACCUCUGUGUUGAGAGGUCUUGUUGUUGUUUCAACUCUUUACGGUGUUCACAUUAGGCCUCCCAGGUUUAACAUGGGAUUAUCACCCUAUUUUGGUUCACAUAUGUUGUUUUUGUUGGUCUUUCCUUUUCCUCUCCCAAUUGCUGCUCUGGUUACUGUUCUUCUGACCAUAGUGAGGUGAUUUCCCCUGUCAGUUCAACCCUGUUAAUAAGUAGUGCUAUAACGUGUUGGUCACUGCCCCCUCCUGGAAGUACUAUUUACGGUAGACUAAGAAAGAAUGCAAUAUAACAAGAUUUAUUUCUGGAUUGUUUUACUCUCUCUUUUUUAUGUACAUAAGGUUUUCAUAAUAGAUUAUGAUAAGGUUGAACAAAAUGCCAUAUGAACCAGCAAUUCCACAAGUUGACCCUUUCAGAGUCUUGAAAUGACAAUCCAUGGAGUAACCAUGGUAAAUAGUCUGAUAUUUAGGCAGUUCCAUGAGGUAUUAUGUUAUGAGGAUGAGUUAUCGGGAAUAUUUCUGCAUAUGUAAACUAGACAGUUUUUAUUUGGGGAAUAUUAUGUACAUUCUCUUUAAAUUCUCCUGACACAUUGGAGAAAAGGUUUGUCAAAUACUUAGUGCCUUUUUAAUUCAUUUUAGUCCAGAUAUCUACUGAGCACUCAAAUGUAAAUGAUAAUUGACUGGAUAAGGGUGUAAUCAUAAAUUGCUUAAUCAUUAGUUACUAGUUCUGCUCCUUCUACAUACUAGCCUUAAACUGUAUCACUUCAAUUAAUUUCCACACUUGAAAUUCAAAACCUUGAUGCCAUUCAUUUAAAUUUUUUGGUGAAUAUUGUGUCCUUAUAUUGUUUUCUUACUGUUUAGUAAUUUUUGGAAGAUACAUAUUGAAAUAAAAGUUUUA
Esox lucius (northern pike) is the source of this 3545-nucleotide messenger RNA. It is a transcript of the gene pard6gb, whose product is annotated as par-6 family cell polarity regulator gamma b. The coding region runs from base 257 to 1600 and encodes 447 amino acids. Gene Ontology annotation, molecular function: protein kinase C binding. Lineage: Eukaryota; Metazoa; Chordata; Actinopteri; Esociformes; Esocidae. Gene Ontology annotation, cellular component: apical plasma membrane; cell cortex; nucleus. The transcript is spliced from 3 exons. The record is from RefSeq and is a predicted model, not a curated record. Gene Ontology annotation, biological process: centrosome cycle; regulation of cellular localization; establishment or maintenance of cell polarity.